Ilyonectria robusta is the source of this 2121-nucleotide messenger RNA. RefSeq lists its product as uncharacterized. The transcript is spliced from 4 exons. Bases 110 to 2059 code for a protein of 649 amino acids. Lineage: Eukaryota; Fungi; Ascomycota; Sordariomycetes; Hypocreales; Nectriaceae. The record is from RefSeq and is a predicted model, not a curated record.
AUCUAUCAGUCCAUGGAUGCCACAAUUCCCUAACAAGACCUCCAGUACAAUCGGGUCUCAUGUCAUCUUGUAACCUCUAUCCGCCCACCCAUCACUCGUCUUUUUGACAAUGGCUGAAGCCCUUGGAGCCGCUGGCUCCAUCGUCGGAAUUGUUGCGUUUGGCCUCCAGCUGGCCGCCAAGUUGCAGGCUCAUGUGGAAGCUGUCGUUGAAGCUAGUGAUCGACUCACUGAGAUUAGAUUCGAUGUCAAUUCCACCGCUGCAACGCUCUACCAGCUGAAGGAUUUACUCGACAAAGACCAAGAUGCAUCCGUUCGCGUCUUUCCGGACGCAGGCGUGCGUGAAAUCGCCAGUCUCGCCACUCGUUGCUCGCAGAUAUACAGCACUAUCACCAAGCGACUAGACAAAGCUGCAGAAAGCUCUGGAAAUGGAGAGAGAAAGGUUGGAAUAUCGACAGAUGGAACCGACCAGACGCCCUUGAAGAUCACCAAACUGGGCCUCCGGCGGAGCCUAGCAUGGCCAUGGCUAGAGCCAGAAAUAGAGCGUUACCAGAAGCGGCUGGGACGAGUGAAGUUGGAUCUGCUUUUACAGCUUCAGCUGGCCAAUCUUGGUCGAUUUCAGAUAGAGAACCCAACGCUAAACCCAGAAUCAGAGGAGGAGCGGCAGAUUUUGUGCCAGCUUACUAAUAGUUUCAGAAGAAGUCCUGUAAGAAACGCAGAAAAGCCCACAGGACAAGGCACCGCAACAUUGCCUCCAGUAUUUCCUCCAGCUCGAGCCAAGAGCGACCUACAACUGGAACGGCACCGGGAGUGUGCGACAUCGGAUACCGCAGAGAAUGGUAGACUGCAUGCCGGGGCCGGGAUGGGAGAAGCCCCAGGCGGCGAGGCUGACGGUAAUUACAGCCAUGCAUCAUCACAAGAUUCGAUUGGCGCCAUGGAUCUGGGUCAGGAUCGUCGUGUAUCCCUUCAUCUUUCUCCAUCUUGGAUUCAAAAAAUCUUCCAGCCGGACUUGCGCGCCCCCUGUCUUGACUGGGAGAGUGCAGAAUUUGAGGCCUUCCUCCUUGAUGUGACGGUGGAGUUUGGGGGUAAAGCAAAAGCAACGCUGAACAAGCUCGAGGUCGGACACCUGGAGCUUCAGGAUGCCCUUGCCGGGAUUCUACCUCUCCAGCGACGGAAGAUCCGGCUAGGAGUCUGGAAGAAAUGUAAGUCACUCGAACCACGGGUGCGCCAUGAAGUCCAUGGAGCUAUCACGGCCGUGAAGCAAUGGAGCCGCCAGAAAAAGGUCUGGAUAGCAAUGGAGAUAAUGGAGUCCCAAACGCCUCAUGCGAAGGGCGGCUCGCGGCCUCUUACCAACGGACGAGAGACAUCUAUCAUUCUAUUUUUCCGUCUUGGUGAAAUGGUCGAGCCUGUCCGUAUGGAAUAUACUGAUAGACGCGUACUCUUACCGUACGAGCAUUGCCGUACAUGGGAGAUGACCAAAACCAUCCUCACUCAAGCCUUUCACAAGGAUGUCUCCUUUGACAAGCUUGUUCGAGGCGGUGAAUAUUAUAUCCAGGAUGUCAUAAGUGGAAGUAUAAUUGCUCCUCCUGUGUGGAGAUCCCUGGUUCGCCCUGGGAUGUACUUGAGAAUACGGCCAAGGUUAUGCCCGAGCACGCCACGCAAAGGAGCACACAAUCCUGGAGCUACAUUUACCCCAGUACCGGAAGGAAACCGAUGGCCCUCGUCGUCCAUACCGACCAGAACAAUAGCGUGUACGAUGGUAAAACGAGAGGUAUCACCCACACGGCAAACCAUUCACGCCGCACCAGGUCGGAGAGUCGCAUCUUGUGCAGACACUGGAAGCCGAUUACAUAUCGAUCAAGAGAUAGAGCGGCUUCUUGAUGAGGAAGAGCGCUAUGCAAAUGAGGUCGACAGAGCAAAACUUUGCGUAAGGGAACUCCUUGCCAUGUGGACAAAUGCACCAAAUGCAGGUAUCGAGGAUGACUUUUCCGAUAAGUUAUCACUUCCGCGGAGCGGCUCAAAGUUUUCGGCUGGAAAACGUCGCAUAUAUCGCUGUUCAUAGAAACCUAUCGUUUGACUCAUUAUUGCAGCAAGGAGAUGUCCCUUUUAUAGAAGCUUAGUCUC